This is a messenger RNA of Argentina anserina (silverweed cinquefoil), 915 nucleotides long. RefSeq lists its product as uncharacterized. NCBI's taxonomy places the organism in Eukaryota, Viridiplantae, Streptophyta, Magnoliopsida, Rosales, Rosaceae. Bases 1 to 915 code for a protein of 304 amino acids. The transcript has a single exon. Gene Ontology annotation, molecular function: protein dimerization activity. The record is from RefSeq and is a predicted model, not a curated record.
AUGGACAUUGCAUCCUUACCUAUUCAGGGAGAAGCUAGUGGUAUUCUUAGAGCUAUGAGAACCUUUGAGUUUGUGUUUUGUUUGAUUAUGAUGGAUAAAGUCAUGAAAGUCACAGAAGUACUUUGUCAAGCAGUACAACGAAAAAACAUUGACAUUGGAGAAGCAAUGAAGUUUGUUCAAUGUACAAAAGAAAUUCUACAAGAUAUGAGAGAUGAUGGUUGGGAUGAUUUAGUUAUGGUUCUUGCAUAUUUUUGUGAGAAACAUGAUAUUGUUAUGCCUGAUAUGAGUGCUCGUUGGUUUGAUGGCACGGGUCGUCCAUGUCAACAAAAGAAUUUCAUCACCAAUGAGCACCACUUCCAUGUAGAGGUAUUUAAUGCGGUACUUGACUUUCAAUUAAGUGAGCUAAAUAAGAGGUUCAAUGACAGAUCUUGUGAACUCCUUAUGCUCACUUCAACCUUAGAUCCUCAUGAUAAGUUCAGCCUCUUCGAAACUCAAGAGGUACUCCUUGCUAAGAAUUUUUAUCCUCAAGAUUUUAUGCAUGAUGACCUUCUUACUUUGGAAUUGGAGUGUGCAUAUUAUAAGAAGGACAUGAAUCACGAUGUAGUAUUUCACACCUUAGAUUCUUUGUCUGAUCUAUGUCGGCUACUUGUACAAAGAAGAAAAUUAGACUUUGAUCCUAUGAUCUAUAGGUUGAUUUGUUUGGUGUUAACUCUUCCUAUUUCUACUGCAACAACUGAGAGAGAUUUGUCAUCCAUGAACAUUAUCAAAAACAAACUCAGAAACAAGAUAGAAGAUGAUUUUCUUGAUGAUUGCAUGGUGCUUCACAUUGAAAAAGAAUUUGCUGAAGAGGUUGACAAUGAUUAUGUGAUUCAAGAGUUUGAAGCUUUGGCUACUCCUAGAGUUAAGUUUAGUUAG